Molecule: messenger RNA, 1794 nt
Organism: Hemiscyllium ocellatum (epaulette shark)
Lineage: Eukaryota; Metazoa; Chordata; Chondrichthyes; Orectolobiformes; Hemiscylliidae
Gene: f2
Product: coagulation factor II (thrombin)
Exons: 13
Coding region: 1-1794 (597 amino acids)
Biological process (GO): blood coagulation; positive regulation of blood coagulation; platelet activation
Cellular component (GO): extracellular region
Molecular function (GO): serine-type endopeptidase activity; calcium ion binding
Source: RefSeq, a predicted model, not a curated record
AUGGGGCUAAUCAGACACUCUCUGGUUGUACAGUUUUUAAUCCUUUCUGUUAUCCAGCUUUGUUGGACUGACAAUGUAUUCCUUAACAACCAGGAAGCGUCCUCUGUAUUGAAUCGGAUUCGCCGAGCCAACAGUUUCUUUGAAGAGGCGAAAGUUGGAAACUUAGAGCGAGAAUGUAUUGAGGAAUACUGUGAUUUCGAGGAGGCCCGUGAAGUGUUUGAAGAUGACCAGCAAACAGAAAAAUUUUGGAAGAGUUAUGAUGGAGAAUGCUAUGUGGGGAUUGGCUCCCAUUACAAAGGAAACGCUUCGAUAACUAUGUCUGGAAGAUCAUGUCAGAGUUGGUCGAGCAACUUUCCACACAAACCAACAUACAAUCCUGACACACACAGCCAAUAUGACCUUACAAAUAACCACUGCCGAAAUCCAAAUGACAGUAACAUGGCACCGUGGUGCUACACUAAAGACCCAACAGUCAAGUUGGAACAAUGUUACAUUCCGCAAUGUGGUGAAGAAUUGCCGCCGUUAUCGACAAAACCACCAAUAUCAGUUGGCUCUUGUGUUCCAAAUCAGGGAGCAGACUACAGGGGAACACAGAAUGUAACUAGACAUGGAAAACAAUGCCAGGCCUGGAACUCUCAACACCCCCACAAGCACAAUUUUACCAGAGAGGAAAUGAUAUCAGCAAAUCUAGAAGGAAAUUACUGCAGAAAUCCAGAUGGGGAUGAGGAUGGUGCAUGGUGUUUCACCACUGACCCAGAAGUAGAACUCGAUUACUGCAACCUUAAUUAUUGUGAUGACCUUGUGGAUAUAUUCCAAGAACACUCAGAGGAGGAAAUGGAUGAUAGCAAGAUAACUGGUCGAACAGUAGGUUCUGGGUACACGACUUCCUUCAAUCCUAAAUUUUUUGGUAAAGGAGAGGAUGAAUGUGGUCUGAGAGCAUUGUAUGAACGCAUAAACAAGGAAGAUGGAGGAGAAAAGGAAUUGCUGGCAUCCAUCAAAGGUCGAAUUGUGCACGGAAGCAAUGCUGAAGUAGGGAGUGCCCCAUGGCAAGUAAUGCUGUUCCGUAAAAGGCCACAGCAGAUGUUGUGUGGGGGCAGCCUAGUGAGUGACCAGUGGGUUAUUACAGCAGCCCACUGUGUCUUGUAUCCUCCAUGGGACAAGAACUUCACGGAAAACGACAUUGUAGUCCGUCUUGGGAAGCACAAACGAGCUGGGUACGAAACGGACAGAGAAAAAGUCGUUGCAAUUGAUAAAAUUAUUGUUCAUCGCAAUUAUGAGUGGCAAAUGAACCUUAACCGUGAUAUUGCAUUGUUGCAUUUGAAAAAACCCAUUGUAUUCACUCAGUAUAUAUCGCCCGUCUGUCUACCAAGCAAGGAAUUAACCCGCAGGUUACUACACAAACAGCAUUUGGGUCGGAUCACAGGUUGGGGAAACCUGCAGGAAACCUUUGUCAAUACAGCAACCAGUUUGCCUGAGGUACUGCAGAUGAUCCAGCUUCCCAUCAUCUCACAGCAACAGUGUACAUUAUCCACCUCCAUUCAUGUUACAAAGAACAUGUUCUGUGCCGGUUUCCCUCCAGAAUCUAGCCAGCGUGGAGAUGCCUGUGAGGGAGACAGCGGGGGCCCCUUUGUGAUGAAGAAUCCAAACAAUGGGCGAUGGUACCUGAUGGGCAUUGUCUCCUGGGGAGAAGGAUGUGACCGGGAUGGGAAAUAUGGAUUCUACACUCAUGUAUUCAGGUUUAGAAAGUGGUUGGAGAAAGUUAUACAGACCAAGAUACCGUCACGAAAGAGUUAA